ACCCUCCGCUCACCUGGUAUCUCGAAGCUGUCAUGCCUGGUCUGUACGGUAUUCCAAAGCCGUGGUACUUUCCUUUCACAACUUCCUAUUGGUGUGGAACCACUAAAGGAGUGACGGACAUCAAUGUACUGAGAACAGGCAGUAUAGCGAACGAGAACUGUGAAAGCGAGCCGCUGAAACUGAAGCAGGGUAUCACCAUCCAGAGUCUGUCGAAGGUCUACUCAACGGCAAGGUGGGCUGUUCGUGACCUCUCACUCAACUUCUACGAGGGACAGAUCACCUCGUUCCUCGGUCAUAACGGAGCCGGCAACUAG
Messenger RNA from Nilaparvata lugens (brown planthopper), 314 nucleotides. RefSeq names its product ATP-binding cassette sub-family A member 3-like. The transcript is spliced from 3 exons. Gene Ontology annotation, cellular component: membrane; intracellular membrane-bounded organelle. The coding region runs from base 33 to 314 and encodes 93 amino acids. Gene Ontology annotation, biological process: lipid transport; transmembrane transport. The record is from RefSeq and is a predicted model, not a curated record. Gene Ontology annotation, molecular function: ABC-type transporter activity; lipid carrier activity. NCBI's taxonomy places the organism in Eukaryota, Metazoa, Arthropoda, Insecta, Hemiptera, Delphacidae.